CCUCCUUAUCCUGAGCCCUGAGGCGAUCCUCCUGCUGCGCGCGCCACCACCGCAAGUAGUUGCACCGUGAGCCUCCUCCUCGACAUGGUCAGCGAGCAAACGCCGGCGGCGGCGACCACGGUGGCGGAGGUGGACAGCGGCGCCGCGCCUCCCGUCAAGCCCGACGAGAAGGAAGAGGACGACGUGCCCGUUGUCGAGGACGCCAAGGAUGACGACGACGAAGAAGACGAGGAUGACGAUGAGGACGAGGAUGACGACGGUGAGCAAGGUGCAGGCGGAAACGAGGGCUCCAAGCAGAGCCGGAGCGAGAAGAAGAGCCGCAAGGCCAUGAUGAAGCUCGGAAUGAAACCCGUCACUGGAGUCAGCAGGAUUACCAUCAAAAGAGCCAAGAAUAUAUUGUUCGUGGUGUCAAAGCCUGACGUCUUCAAGAGCCCGACGUCGGAGACGUACGUGAUAUUCGGCGAGGCGAAGAUCGAGGACCUGAGCUCCCAGCUGCAGGCGCAGGCGGCACAGCAGUUCAGGAUGCAAGACCUGAGCAAGGUGAUGGCAAAGCCGGACGCGGCGGCGGCGGCGCCGGCCGACGAGGAGGAAGAGGUGGACGAGACAGGGAUAGAGCCCCGCGACAUCGACCUCGUCAUGACGCAGGCCACCGUGUCGCGGGCCAAGGCCGUCAAGGCGCUCAAGGCGCACGACGGCGACAUCGUCAGCGCCAUCAUGGAGCUCACGGCCUGACGUCACGCCCUUCGCUACACCUGCAUUGCUACCUCUCUUCAUUUCAGCAUCGCGUUUUUUUGUAUUUUUUUUUUGCUGGUGCUUUUCGUUGUGUGCUUUGCAUAAGAUGUGCUGUUUGCUCACAUAUUGGACUUUGCGUCACACUUUCAGUUUCCACGUUAGCAUCAUCUUAAAUUGAGUUUCCAGAUUUAAUUAAUUCGAAUGGGAGCAUCAAAUUUAUCCA
This is a messenger RNA of Oryza brachyantha (malo sina), 955 nucleotides long. RefSeq names its product nascent polypeptide-associated complex subunit alpha-like protein 1. Gene Ontology annotation, cellular component: cytoplasm; nascent polypeptide-associated complex. Gene Ontology annotation, biological process: protein targeting to membrane. The transcript has 3 exons. The record is from RefSeq and is a predicted model, not a curated record. NCBI's taxonomy places the organism in Eukaryota, Viridiplantae, Streptophyta, Magnoliopsida, Poales, Poaceae. Bases 85 to 732 code for a protein of 215 amino acids.